AUGGAGUCCACGAGAGAGCGAGUAGACGGUAGCGAAGACGCUAACCACUAUGGUGUUUCUAAUAACACGGCCUUGGUGAGGCUGGAUCCUGACUCUAUGCUACGGAAUGUACAAGUGCGUUUCGAGGAAGCCUUCCGAGAGGGCGGUAGUGGCAGUAGCAUUUACACGUGGACAGGCUCGGUGCUCCUGGCCAUUAACCCCUACCAGCACAUGAACGUUUAUGAUGUUGAAUACGUUAGAUACCACUACUCUAAGAAUUUAAAUCAGGCGGACCCGCACCCCUUCGCCAUCGCCAGUCAUGCGUACCGGCAGCUGUCGAAGACGAGGAUGUCCCAGUCCAUUAUCAUCAGUGGGGAGUCGGGUGCUGGGAAGACUGAGUCGAGCAAUCUCACAAAUGGAACCGUUGCCACUCGCACCAGGCACGUCAUGCGCUUCUUGACGAUGCUGGAUGAGACGUUCAUCAAGAAUGGCGUCAGCUCGCGCUCCAACCGAGAUGGCAGUAGUGGGAGAAGUACGCUAGAUGACAGGAUAUUAGGGACCAACCCGAUUUUGGAGGCCUUUGGCAACGCGAAGACGGUACGAAAUGAUAACUCGUCUCGGUUCGGGAAGCUGAUGAAGUUGAACUACACAUUACCCUCGCCGACUACUGCCCACAAUGCCGCAAAGCCCGUCAUAAAGUCGGCAUCAAUAGACACGUACCUGUUGGCACGAAGCAGAGUGACACAUACCGGCAGCACCCAUGAGAGGAGCUACCACAUAUUCUACCUCUUAUGUGCUGGCGUGCGGGACGAGGAGAAGCGGAGGCAGCUAAGGCUCGAAGCAAGUGCCGCCGACUACAGCUACUUGACGCCCUGUAAAGGGAAAGGCCCGGCAAAGGUGCGGGAUAUGGACGAUGCUGUGGCCUUCGACGAGGUCGUUGGAGCUUUCACCAAGUUGGGCGUAUCCGAGGCUGAGCAGAUGGAGAUCUUCUCUGUGGUCAGUGCUGUGAUGAAGCUGGGGAACAUAAGGCUCUAUCCAGACGAGGCCAACCCUGAGGGCAAGACCAGGACCGAUGAGGCGGGGAAGCGGGCUGCUGAGGAUGUGGCUGCUCUCCUCGGUCGGGCUCAAGGAGGGAUGGAGCAACUGUCGGAGCCCUUUAUCGAGCAUCUCACACGACAGCGCCUUGUUGUUGGCGGCAACAAAGACAUCACUUGGGCUGAUGUUGCGGCGAGCAAGGCGACCACUGUCCGGGACGGUAGUCGUCAGGCUUGUGGCAGUGAUCAUAAUCUAUCUCCUUCAGCUAUGGCAAAGUCGCUUUAUGUGAAAGUCUUCGACUAUGUCGUAGAGCUGCUCAAUGAGAAGCUACAAGGAGACUCCGCCGAGGAGGCAGAAAACGAGAGGAGCAUCUGUAUAUUAGACAUUUUUGGAUUUGAAAAUCUAGCUCGAAAUUCAUUGGAACAGUUAUGCAUUAAUUUCGCUAAUGAGAGACUCAACGAGUACUUCACUGAGAACGUGGUACUGUCGGAGAGGGAGGAGUAUCAUCAAGAGCAUAUCCCACUGCCCGACCUUGCUCCACCAGACAAUAGGCCCACCAUUAAUGUGAUUGGCAGCCUGAGUCCGCCUGGCAUAUUCGAGCAGCUGCGGGUGGUCACUGUGGACUAUAUGAUCCGACCUCUCGACAAGGACUACGAUGAUAUCUUCAUGUCCCGUCUUGCCCCUGUGGCGGCGAUUAAUUGGCGCAAAGAUGAGAGUACAGGCGGGCGGACACAGCAGCGAGUUCUCAAGUGUGUCGGGCCGCAGCAUCCACGGCUGUUCAUAGUGAAUCACUAUGCGGAGCCCGUCACUUAUAGCACUGAGGGGUUCAUUGAGAAAAAUAAGGACUGUGACCGGAACGUUACGGACUUGCUGUCUCUGUCGACGAAUGACUUUAUUCAGAAGCUCAUCAGUGGUAAGAACUGCACUACUACUGCGGCAACUAGGGGAACCUCCUGUAGGCUCAACGAAGGCGGUAGAGACGGACUCAGAUGGAGAGGCCUGGCCGGAGUUUGCCUCUGGGCGUAUGUCGGUCCAGCCUUCCUCAAGGAUGAGCGUAAGGUCUCUCGCUAG
Molecule: messenger RNA, 2085 nt
Organism: Perkinsus marinus ATCC 50983
Lineage: Eukaryota; Perkinsozoa; Perkinsida; Perkinsidae
Product: myosin, putative
Exons: 18
Coding region: 1-2085 (694 amino acids)
Biological process (GO): vesicle transport along actin filament; actin filament organization
Cellular component (GO): cytoplasm; myosin complex; vesicle
Molecular function (GO): microfilament motor activity; ATP binding; actin filament binding
Source: RefSeq, a predicted model, not a curated record